This is a messenger RNA of Temnothorax curvispinosus, 735 nucleotides long. RefSeq names its product zinc finger MYM-type protein 1-like. The transcript has 4 exons. The record is from RefSeq and is a predicted model, not a curated record. The annotation marks the transcript as partial. NCBI's taxonomy places the organism in Eukaryota, Metazoa, Arthropoda, Insecta, Hymenoptera, Formicidae.
AUGGGCAAGUACGAAAAAAACAAACGAAAAUAUCGUAAGGAGUGGGAGUCCACCGAAUGGGCUAAAGAAUGGUUGCAACACAUUGACUCGGCAAAAUACAAGAAUCCGAACGAUCCAAACGAAGCUUAUUGUAAAAUUUGCGAUCAAUCAUUGAGAAGUCAUCUUUCGGAUCUUCAAAAACAUGCACGUUCGAAAAAGCACAGGGAGAAUUCUGCAGUGUUGAACAGGACAAAAUAUAAAUCUUUGAUGAGCCACGAUCAUCUAGGCGAGCUUCUAUCAACCUUAGGAAAAGGAAGCAAUCUCGAGAAUCUACGAUUACAUAGGACGAAAUGCUCAAAUAUGAUAAAGCACGUGAUUGCACCUGUUUUUUUCAAAGAUUUGGUCAAAGCCAUUGGGAAAAAAGGGUACUCGAUUAUUAUCGAUGAAAGCACCGAUGUUUCAGUCACAAAGUACCUGUGCAUGUGCAUUAAAUACUUCGAUACCACAGAAAAUCGCAUGCUCACUGAUUUUUUGGGCAUACUAGAAGUAGAACGAGCAACGGCCAUCGAUUUACAUAAGAGUAUUGUCGAGUAUUUGCAACAAAUUGGAAUCCCGUUGAAAAAUAUGAUAGCCAUAAGCACGGAUGGAGCAAUUGAUAACGACCUGGCCUUCUUGCCGGUUGCAGAAGUGGAUUUCGGACAGAACUUUAGGAAGGAAUUCCAAGGAUCCCAAAGCUCUGCGGAAAGAAAAUCUCAG